GUGCAACCACGCUCAGUAUCGUAUAACUCCGAGAUCAUCGUGUGUGUCGCCGGUUGUUCCUUGCCGGGAGGAUAUAGAUUCGAUCGCGAUCGUCAAUUUCCGAUUCCGCCAGUGUGUGCCCUGGGAAGGUAUCGAGGCCAGUUGUGUUGAAUCCCCAGGCUAACCAGUGGAUAUUAGACGAGCAAAUCUAUCGUCACCUGUGGCAGUGCUUUGGUGGCUAUAUAAGAAGAGAAACAAUCGAAUAGUGUGAAGCAAUCAUGAUUGGAUUUAAAUUGCUCUCGGUAGCGUGUCUGAUAGGAGUCGCGCUUGGUCAGCAGGACUACCAGCAGGAAUAUCGCCCGGCACCACUAAGAAUCGGAACGAAUGCGGCGGAGGUCAAACCAACUCCGAUCCCCAUUCUCAAGCAGAUCAAUAGGCACAAUGAAGACGGAUCUUACACUUACGGUUACGAAGGAGCUGAUGGAUCAUUUAAGAUCGAAACCAAACUGGCCACCGGUGAAGUGAAAGGCAAGUAUGGAUACGUCGACGAAAGCGGCAAAGUUAAAGUAGUCGAGUACGGAGCCAACAAGUACGGAUUCCAGCCAUCCGGCGAAGGUAUCACUGUGCCACCUCCAACCCUAGUCGACGAAACUACUGGUAAGGAUGCCUUGUUGGACUACGAGGAUAACGUCCCUGCUCCGAGACCACAGAAGCUUCGUCCAUCGAAGCCACGAUUCCAGGAUAUUCCUCAGCCACGUCCCCAGCCGCGUCCUCAGCCACAGUACUACGACUACGAAGAUGAGCAACCUCAGCAACAGCCGCAGCCACAGCCCCAGCCUCAGUUCCGCCCGCAACCACAGCCAAAAUACCAGCCACAAAAUAUUGCCCCACAAGCUCAGUACGUUCAGCAGUCUCACUUCGGUUCAGCUGCCCUGUCUGGAGGAGCCCCACUUGAUGUAGUAUACUCGCCAAAGCAACGCCCAGCUCGUCCUGAGAUUGGUUUCGAUACCAGACCACAAACUUUCCCAAAUGCUGCUCCAGCUCCAGAAACAAAAAUUCGUUUCUCUGCACCAUCCUUCGCCGGAGCUGCUCCAGCGCCUCUUCCUAAACCAGCCCCCGCACCACAGCCUGCCUACGCCCCACAGCCCGCCUUUGCGCCACAACCCCGGCCCGCUCCUGCUGCGUACCAACCACGGCCUGCCCAGGGACGUAGCACCAGUGUCCUGGAUCAACUGGCCAAGGACUACGCACUGCCCCAAGGUGGAUCCGCUCCGCUGCACGAUAUUACGUUCGGAUACUAUUGAAAAAAAUCUCCAGGGGAAGCAGGGUUGGAGAAGAACAGCCAACCGCUUCUCAGUUAGACCUCGGGUAGCUCAGCUUGCCAAAAAAUAAGAAAAUUUUGCCAUUGUGUAUAAAAUGAAAGAUUUGCCUUUUGAAAGUUUUCUUGUAAUCGAUCCUAAUUGAAUGAAUUUUGUAAUACUGAAUCGUGAUAUAGAACUGAUUAUUAUAAUUUUAAUAAAAAAGAGACAGUAAACAAAUAA
Toxorhynchites rutilus septentrionalis is the source of this 1520-nucleotide messenger RNA. It is a transcript of the gene Cpr97Ea, whose product is annotated as protein TsetseEP. Gene Ontology annotation, molecular function: structural constituent of chitin-based larval cuticle. The transcript is spliced from 5 exons. Lineage: Eukaryota; Metazoa; Arthropoda; Insecta; Diptera; Culicidae. Gene Ontology annotation, cellular component: chitin-based extracellular matrix. Bases 258 to 1283 code for a protein of 341 amino acids. The record is from RefSeq and is a predicted model, not a curated record.